This is a messenger RNA of Vespula pensylvanica (western yellowjacket), 4697 nucleotides long. RefSeq names its product early growth response protein 1 (gene klu). Gene Ontology annotation, biological process: regulation of transcription by RNA polymerase II. NCBI's taxonomy places the organism in Eukaryota, Metazoa, Arthropoda, Insecta, Hymenoptera, Vespidae. Gene Ontology annotation, molecular function: RNA polymerase II cis-regulatory region sequence-specific DNA binding; DNA-binding transcription factor activity. The record is from RefSeq and is a predicted model, not a curated record. The transcript is spliced from 4 exons. The coding region runs from base 1 to 1986 and encodes 661 amino acids.
AUGAUACACAACGCGUCGUUCAGUGCCUGUUCUAUUGCUGGAACGAAUGCUCGAGAUCCUUUGAAAUUCGACCGGAGAAACACCCCAGUGGACGCCACGAAUAUUGGUUUUACGUGUACACCUAACGUGGAUCGGAGAAAGUACAAGGACGAGGUGGGAGGCAGUACGACGGUGGUAGCCGAGGGUGUAAUAGGCGGCAUAAGGGGCCCAGGCGGCGGGUGCCGCGCAUCCUCGAUGACGAUGGCCGAGAGCGCCGUGGAGGACGCCGCAGCCGCGCCCCCGGGUCCGGCCAAGCCGCCCCCGCCUUCCUGCACGAACAACAAUACCCUAGCGGCGACGGCGAAUCGUAAUCAUCGGAAUCCACGAAAGAGAAAACGGCUGGCCCAAGUACUUGAUAUUCUCCAAGCACAUAGAAGUUCGCCGUCGGAGGGUGAGGUACUCAGGUUCGAAGGUAACGGACCAGCGUCCGAAGAAGAGGAGGACGUUUUUGGUUCGCCGAGAUCGUCUUCCAGGUCGGCCGUCGAUAGUCCGUCCAGUUUGAACGUACUACCGUUAAGGUUCAAGGACGAGGAGAGUCCAGUGACGCCAACAGGAGAAGAAGAGGAGAAUCCGAUAUCGACGAUGUCGACGACGACGACGACGACGACGGCGACGACGACGACAACGACGGCAACAACGGUCGGCGAGGGCGAGGUGGAGCAACGAAACAAUCGUCAUCAACAUCAUCACAACCACCAUCAUCACAACCAUCACCACAGAAGCCGUCACAAUCAUCGAAACCUGACGUACAACAAUAAAACUCGGCAGAACCCAAAUCAGAAACAAUCGUCCACGUCGAAUCGUUCCUCAACGGGCAAGCUGAACAACGGUGCUUGUACCUGCGCCCAAUGUAGUCAGUCCCCUAAUUCGGGUGGCAUGAUGUUGCACUCACCCACAUCGCCGUUAACGCCAUUGACCCCGCUGACCCCGUUGACACCAUUGUCCCUACCACCCCUCACACCGGGCUCCUUGAGCUCGUAUAGCUUCGAGCAAUAUAUGCACACCAAGUACCUUCCGGAUAUCUUUCGCGGACGCAGUUUCUCGGACUCCGACGUGGUGCCUGGUUGGGAACAGAGGAUACCACCAGCCUCGACGUCCUCGUCGAUGUCAUUGAUGGUGAAUCAAAAUCACCCACCACGAAGCGGUUCGUUAGAAAGCGAGACGACGAGUCCGCAGGAGUUACCGUUGGAUCUUUCGAUGAAAAAUCUGAUGGCGUCGGCGGCUGCUGCGGCUGCCGCGGCGGCCGCCGCAGCGGCAGCGGGGGGUAAUAGACCUCCUGCACUUCGACUUUUACCGGCUGGCAUCGUGACGAGGGGUUCCGUGAGCGUACCAGUCGUCAGAGGAGAUGUCGCCUCGCCGACGACGAAGGAGAGCGUUGCCGUGAGGUAUAACCUCGAAGUUUCGCCUGUAGUCGAGGAGAUGCCGCCUGGUGCCGAUCUAGCCUAUGUCUGUCCGGAAUGCGGCCAGAUGUUUAGCCUUCACGAUCGGUUAGCGAAACACAUGGCGUCGAGGCAUCGCAAGCAGGGCCCGCACGACGCUUCUGCAAAGGCAUAUCUCUGUGACGUGUGCCAAAGGAGCUUCGCCAGGUCGGAUAUGUUGACGAGACAUAUGAGGCUGCAUACAGGCGUAAAGCCUUACACGUGCAAGGUAUGCAACCAGGUGUUCAGCAGGUCCGAUCACCUCAGUACUCAUCAGCGAACGCACACCGGUGAGAAGCCUUACAAAUGUCCAGACUGUACCUAUGCGGCCUGUCGCAGGGACAUGAUCACUAGGCAUCAGAGGACCCACAAUAAGUUCCUCGAAAGUCAAGGAAGAGCUUCAGGAGCAACAGGGACGACGAAGACGGAACCAGGUUCGCUCCCAUCGGACGAUGGUAGUCCUACGUCCUAUGGACAGCCCAUGCCAGCCUCUCCUUCUUCCACCGGCGCUGCCAUAAAGACCGAAUGACGACGAGCCGUCGGACGACCCUGGUUCCUCACCUCUCCUCGAGCUUCGGUCUCUCGAAGAGCUCGCGGACGAAACGUCUUCGCCACUUCUCUCGCGAUUGCUCGCGAGCUCGAGCGUGGAACCUCGCGUCGUCGAGCGCGCGAAUCUCGACGCUGAAGGAGGACUCGUAUCUCGGACAGUAUUAUCCUAAUCCUUUAUUAUCCUCCCCCUUCCUACUCUUUCCUUCCAUCCUUCUAUUCUCCCUAUCAUUCCGCCUCCUAUUAUAAUCCUCUUGCUCUUGCCCGCUAGAUCAACGAUCGCGUAUAAGGAAAGUCGCUUUUCCUUCGAAAACAAAAGACUUUCUCGCUCUCUUUUUCUCACCGAUCAUACUCUCCUAAGCGUAUUUCAGUCGAAAAUCUACGCGUAUAAACUCGUGCCAAACUACUCGUUUUCCUCGAUUCAACUCCGUACUCGUUGCCCUGUCGAAACGACAUUGGAGACAAAAGUAUAUCUUAAUCUGUCUUAAACUCAUAUAAUAGGAACAAUUCGAGGAGACGCUACAUUUAAUUAAAUAAUUUCAUUAUUUAAAAAUUGAAAGAUUAUUUAUAAAAAGUAUUUUACAAAUAUUUGCGUCACUCGUUUUUGUACGUCGUCGUUGUGCCAAGCGCGAACAGUACGGAAUUUUUAGAAAGUGAUUAUCGCCUCGAUUAUUCGAGAUUUUUUUCAAUUUCUCUCAAAAUUCAAUGUUUUGUUGUUAGAAAAAGGAAAAGAAAGAAAAAAAAGAAGAAAAGAAAAAGACUCGUCCUGUAUUCGAUUUCAUUUCUACGAGAUUCUAUAUUUUCUUUUUUUAUUUUUAUAUAAAUUAUUCCAUUCGGUCGUUUGUUAUUUAAAACGAAUCUCCUCGCGAACUUUCAAGAGAGAUCCGCUCGCCGAUUAGAUUUGGAAUUGAAAAGGAAAGGAUGAGACAAAGAGAAGGGUUACAAAAUAAUAAUGAUCGAUAGUAAACGAAUUGUACCUGCAGAAAGAGAGAAAACUAAAAGUUGAAGCAUUAUAUAGAAAUAUUUAGAGGUAACGUUAAUUAGUAUGUAAUUAAUUAUUAUUAUAUUACUAUUACUAUUAUAUUAUUAUUAUCAUUAAUAUUAUUAUUAUUAUUAUUAUUAUUAUUAUUAUUAUUAUUAUUAUUAUUAUUAUUAUUAUUUUUAUCAUUAUCAUCAUGCGUUAAUUAUUGUAGUAGUUGUUAGCGUUAUCAUAUAUUGCCGUAAAGACAACCGAGAGACAUAAUAUUUUUUAUAUUGCUCUUCAAGAGAAAGUUUGGAUUCUCGUGGGCGAGAAUUAAACUAGAAUGAAAAAUAACGUACAUACGACUGAGUUGAGCGUUGUUACAAAAGACGAAAAGAUCUUUUAACGAUCUUAGAUCGAAAGUACCCUUCUCUGAAAGAAGAAGAUUAACACGGGGAAUCUCUUGAAAUCUCGCGAAUAGUUUUUAGAAAUGAAAAGAUUAGACGAGCGAAUUUGAAAAAAAAAGGAAAAAAAGAAAGAAAAAAGAAAUUGUUUAAGUAGUUAUAUGCAUCGUUUGAGAUGCCAAAUUAUGUUUUCUGUAUUCGGUUUAUCCAAUCAAUCGAAUUCCAGGUAUAUAAUGAACCAUUUUAUUUUUCUUGCGUUGUUUGUUUUUUCUCUUAAUUUUUAAAAUUUCUCUCUCUCUCUCUCUCUCUCUCUCUCUCUAUCUUUCUCUCUCUCUCGCUCUCGUACGACGACUUUCCGCUUCGUAGACGCGUGGAUAUAUCAUUAAUUAAUUAUCGAUCUUACGCACCAAACAUCUUGGUCGUUUGCCCCUAUCCUUGCCAUAAUUCGAUCCGCGCGCCCACGCGCUUCACGGACACCUGUAUACGAAACAUACAUAUAAAAACAUACACGCAACUUACACGGUAGAAAAUACUAACUAUCUACCCACACACAUACACACAAAAAAAGAAACGGACACACCCGAUCUGUAGCGUACGCGCGCGCGUACCGAACGCGCUCGUCUUUUAUGUAUUGUAUAUCUGUAUUUUUGUAUAUCGAGAAUUUUUUCUAAUUAUAUCUACCGUUUAAGCGUUUCGCGAAGAACGAGCCGAAUAAUUAUUAGCAGUUAAUAAGAAUGUAUGUGCUUGCCAUUUUAGCCGAGCACUUUGCGUCGAUCGAUCGUUAUUGCGUGGAGGUGAUUGGCUCGCUAGAAAGGAUGUGCGAAGAACGACUCGACGAGACCGAGAUUUCGCUGAUAUUGUUAAUUAAAAAAUUCUUCCUAUUCUCUCUCUCUCUUUCUCUCUCUUUUUCUCUCUCUCUCUCUCUCUCUCUCUUUCUCUUUCUUUCUUUCUCUUUCUAACUCGUUAGCACGAUUUAAUCGAAUUUUUAAUGAAAAUUUAUAAAGAAAUAUUUUCUAUCGUCAGAUCGAAUUAUGUAGAUCGAAGAAACACUCAGAUAUAUAAGAUAACGUAAGGUGAUCAGGAUUAAUAAAUAUUAUUCGUAACGCGCCCCUCUUUCCUCGAUGUUUAUCUUUCAAUAUCUCGAGUUGACUUAGAUAUUUACCAGCGACACCUUCGGCUCGACGGACGCGUUCCUCGCGCGAUUCAGCCUUAAAAUGAGAAUCUCUUGCGUAAUACGAGUCCGUCUCAUAGACGGAUGAACAAAAAGGAGAAAAAGAAGAAAAAGAAGAAGAAGAAGAAAAAGAAGAAGAAGAAGAUGAAGAAUAGGAC